This is a messenger RNA of Rana temporaria (common frog), 7268 nucleotides long. It is a transcript of the gene ABCC4, whose product is annotated as ATP binding cassette subfamily C member 4. The transcript is spliced from 31 exons. The coding region runs from base 132 to 4091 and encodes 1319 amino acids. Gene Ontology annotation, biological process: transmembrane transport. Gene Ontology annotation, molecular function: ATP binding; ATP hydrolysis activity; ABC-type transporter activity. NCBI's taxonomy places the organism in Eukaryota, Metazoa, Chordata, Amphibia, Anura, Ranidae. The record is from RefSeq and is a predicted model, not a curated record. Gene Ontology annotation, cellular component: plasma membrane.
CAGCGGUGGGCGUUGCAUUGUGCUGGUGCCGGGCUGUGUGGUAGAAGCGGUAGCUGUAGCAGAGUGCUGCGCUGUGCACUUUGUUCAGUCCUCCAGCCCGGGGCUGUCCCGGUGACCCGGGUGUGCUGAGCAUGGAGCACAAGGAAGGCAAGCCGAACCCACUGGAGAGAGCUAACUUCUGCUCCAAACUCUUCUUCUGCUGGUUGAAUUCUUUAUUUCUUAUUGGUCACAAACGGAAGCUCGAAGAAGAUGACUUGUAUAACGUGCUACCAGAAGACACUUCAGAGAGACUUGGAGAAGAACUCCAGUGGUUCUGGGAUGAAGAAUUACAAAAAGCACAGAAGGAAGGCCGAGCCCCACGUUUAACCAAAGCAAUUAUACAAUGCCAUUGGAAGGCCUACUCUGUCCUAGGAUUUUUUACUCUAAUUGAGGAAAGUGUCAAGGUGAUCCAGCCAAUUUUCCUUGGAAAUGUUGUGAGUUACUUUGAAAUGGAUAAUCCCAGUGAUGCCGCCCUGGCUAGUGCCUACAUAAACGCUGCAGCCUUGUCCGUCUGUACUUUGCUUUUGGCAGUCUUUCAUCAUAUUUAUUUCUAUCAUGUUCUUCGAGCUGGCAUGAAACUCCGUGUUGCUAUGUGUCAUAUGAUCUAUAGAAAGGCCCUUCGUCUCAGUAACACAGCCAUGGGAAAAACAACUACAGGGCAAAUUGUCAAUCUUUUGUCAAAUGAUGUCAAUAAGUUUGAUCAGGUGACCAUAUUCUUGCACUUUUUAUGGGCUGGACCCUUGCAGGCCAUUGCAGUUACAGUUCUUCUUUGGUUAGAGAUUGGGCCCUCCUGUAUGGCUGGAAUGGCAGUGCUGAUAAUCCUGAUGCCUCUGCAAACUUGUCUUGGAAAACUCUUUACUUCAUUGAGGGGCAAGACAGCAGCCAUCACCGACAUCAGAAUCCGAACCAUGAAUGAAGUAAUAUCUGGAAUGAGAAUAAUUAAGAUGUAUGCUUGGGAACAGCCAUUUACAGAACUUGUAAAUGAAAAUAGAAAGAAGGAGAUUUCCAAAGUCCUUCUAAGCUCUUAUCUGCGUGGACUCAACUUGGCCUCUUUCUUUGUUGCAAGCAAAAUCAUCGUGUUUGUAACUUUCACCACGUAUGUUCUGCUUGGCAAUGUUAUCACAGCCAGUCGAGUGUUUGUUGCAGUGUCCCUUUAUAGUGCAGUGAGACUCACUGUCACUCUCUUCUUCCCCUCAGCUAUUGAGAGGGUAUCUGAGGCCAAAGUCAGCAUAAGGAGGAUUAAGAACUUUUUGUUGCUUGAUGAGGUUUCAAAACCAGCUGUAUACCAACCAGAGGAAAAUGAGGAAGACCUGCUGGUACAAAUUCAAGAUCUAACCUGUUACUGGGACAAGACCUUGGAAAUGCCAACCCUUCAGAAUAUCUCAUGCAGUGUGAGACCUGGGGAAUUGCUGGCUGUAAUCGGACCUGUUGGAGCAGGGAAAUCUUCUCUUCUGAGUGCAGUUCUGGGUGAAUUACCAAAAGAUAAAGGCUUUGUGGACAUCAGAGGAAGAAUCGCCUAUGUCUCCCAGCAGCCCUGGGUGUUUUCAGGCACUGUCAGAAGUAACAUAUUAUUUGGGAAGGAAUACAUUCGAGAGAAAUAUGAAAGAGUCCUGAGGGUGUGUGCACUGAAAAAGGACAUGCUGCAGUUAGAUGACGGUGACCUGACUAUGAUCGGAGAUCGUGGUGUUACACUAAGUGGAGGACAGAAAGCGCGUGUGAAUCUAGCCAGGGCAGUUUAUCAAGAUGCUGACAUUUAUCUUUUGGAUGAUCCCCUGAGUGCUGUUGAUGCUGAGGUUGGGAGGCAUUUGUUUGAAAAGUGCAUCUCCCAGGCUCUUCGUAAGAAGCUCUGCAUCUUGGUGACCCAUCAGCUUCAGUACCUGACUGCCGCCAAACACAUUCUUAUCCUUAAAGAGGGCCAGAUGGUAGGAAAGGGAACAUUUGCGGAACUGCUGCAGUCGGGUGUCGAUUUUGCAUCCCUCCUGAAAAGUGGGGACGAAGAGCUUCCUGAAGGGCAGCUGGUAAAGUCCUCCAGAAUCCGGACUUUUUCUCAGUCUUCAGUGUGGUCACAAGAAUCCUCUGUACAGUCACAGAAAGAGGGGGCCGCAGACACACUACCGACUGAACCUGUGCUGACUGCAGUUCCAGAGGAGAGCCGAUCUGAGGGAACUGUGGGCUUCAAGGUCUACAAGAAAUACUUCCUGUCUGGGUCCAGUUAUCUGAUGAUUUUUAUUUUUUUAUUCCUAAACAUCCUAGCACAGGUGGCCUAUGUUUUGCAAGACUGGUGGCUUUCUUACUGGGCAUCAGAACAAGAGAAGCUGAAUGUCACCAAUGUCAUUGAGGGAACCAAUGUAACCGAAACAGAGAAGUUAGAUAAUACAUUUUAUCUAGGAGUCUAUGCAGGUUUAACUGUGGCUACCAUCAUAUUUGGGAUUCUCCGUAGCUUACUCGUGUUUCAAGUCCUUGUUUCUGCUGCUCAGGCUUUGCACAACCAAAUGUUCCAGUCACUCCUACGUGCACCAGUGUUGUUUUUCGACAGGAACCCAAUUGGAAGGAUUCUGAACCGAUUCUCCAAAGAUAUUGGACAUCUGGAUGACUUGCUGCCUUUUACAUUUUUGGACUUCUUGCAGGUGUUUCUUCAAAUUUUAGGUGUAAUUGCUGUUGCCAUCGCUGUCAUUCCUUGGAUAUUAAUUCCCUUGCUUCCUCUUGUUAUUGCAUUUUAUUUCUUGAGGAGGUAUUUUCUCGAAACGUCACGUGAUAUUAAACGACUGGAAUCAACAACUCGAAGUCCAGUGUUCUCCCAUCUGUCCUCUUCUCUCCAAGGACUUUGGACCAUUAGGGCAUUUAAAGCAGAGGAGCGAUUUCAGCAUUUAUUUGAUUCACAGCAAGACCUUCAUUCUGAGGCCUGGUUUUUAUUCCUGACGACAUCCCGUUGGCUUGCAGUGCGUCUGGAUGCCAUAUGCGCCUUGUUUGUUAUAGCCAUUGCCUUUGGUUCACUAAUUCUUUCAAAAACUCUCGAAGCAGGACAGGUUGGUUUGGCGCUCUCUUACGCCAUAACAAUUAUGGGAUCUUUCCAGUGGGGAGUAAGGCAAAGCGCAGAAGUUGAAAAUCUAAUGAUCUCAGUCGAACGAGUCAUGGAGUAUACCCAGUUGGAAAAGGAAGCUGAGUGGGAAUCUAAAAGACGUCCACCAUUUGACUGGCCAAGCAAGGGUAUGAUAGCAUUUGAAAAUGUCAAUUUCGCCUACAGUUUGGAUGGCCCGUUGGUUCUGAGACAUUUAACUGCCCUAAUUCGACCAAAGGAAAAGGUUGGAAUAGUAGGAAGAACGGGAGCUGGAAAGAGUUCCCUUAUCUCGGCUCUUUUUCGUCUUGCUGAACCUGAAGGAAAAAUUUGGAUUGAUAAAAUUUUAACAUCUGAAAUUGGUUUGCAUGAUUUGAGGCAGAAGAUGUCUAUAAUACCCCAGGAGCCUGUGUUAUUCACCGGGACAAUGAGGAAAAACCUUGAUCCUUUUGACGAGCAUACUGAUGAGGAACUGUGGGAUGCUUUAGAAGAGGUGCAGCUAAAGGAAGCCAUUGAAGAGUUGCCUGGUAAAAUAGAGACUCAGUUGGCUGAAUCUGGGUCCAACUUCAGUGUAGGACAGAGGCAGCUUGUUUGUCUUGCUCGAGCUAUUUUGAGGAAGAAUCGGAUAUUAAUUAUUGAUGAAGCAACAGCCAAUGUCGACCCCAGAACAGAUGAACUGAUUCAGAAGACGAUUCGGGAAAAGUUUGCUGAGUGCACAGUACUAACUAUUGCACACAGGCUGAACACCAUCAUCGACAGUGAUAAAAUUAUGGUGCUUGAUUCAGGAAGAGUUAAAGAAUUUGAUGAACCAUACAACUUGCUGCAAAAUAAAGAAAGCCUUUUCCACAAAAUGGUGCAACAGGUUGGGAAGACAGAAGCUUCUUCUCUUACAGAAAUAGCCAAACAGGUGUCUUUGAACCGAACUCAGCAAGCCAACAAGAAAAAUAUUUCCAGGGACCCAUCUGAACCAUUUAUAAUUUUCGAAACUGCUCUUUGACAGUAUUUUUUUUUUUUUUUUAAAGUGCAUUCAGGUAGCAUUAAUGGUCGCCUCUUGGCACCUAGUGUGUGCUGGCGGGGCUAUCCAUUGGUUUAUUAGAUGCCUUACUAAAGCCAGUGUUCUUGAUACAUUCAUGCCUAUUGUUGUUAAUAGCAGUAUUGAAAUAAUCACUGCUGUACUUGUUAGACACUUUGUUGUAGCAUGGAAAUGUUGGAUUAUGGUUUAGCCACAUGACUUGAAGUUUGAUACAGCAGUGCCAUAUGGUCAAACUGCUGCUCUUAAGAGUUUCCAUCCACCUCUAGUUGUGAGUUUGUUUUCAAACCUUUGUACUGUUUUUUGGCCAGUAUCAGUCAGCCAGUGAGAAGUAAAUAUGUUCAACUACUCCCUGACUUUUUUUUUUAUAGUUUGUAAAAUGAAAGGUGAUAAGUCCUUAAAGCAGAACUCCAGGCAAACCGAUGAAACACAGUUCAAUACAUAUAUUUAGCAAAGGGUUCGAAAAUUCUGUUGAGGCACUCUCGUCACACAACACUGCCAAAUCACUGGGGUUGAUUUACUUAAACUGGAGAGUGCAAAAUCUAGAGCAGCUGUACACGGUAGCCAAUCGGGUUCAGCUUGUUCAGUUAAGCUUUGACUAAAAAGCCUUGGAAGCUGAUUGGUUUCUAUGCAGAGCAGCACCAGAUUUUACACACUCCAGUUUUAGUAAAUCAACCCCGCUGAUCCCUAUUUGCGCUUUGUAGCUCCCUCUUUCACCUGCCUGUAUAUUCUACAGUGAAUUAGUAACAUCACUCUUCUGACUCUUCUGAUUGCAUUGGCCAGUGAAAUUGCCAAUUGGCUGCUCAGGCACCAAGCCCUGCAUUGUGAGGAAGCAUGGAGGUCGUUUUGUUUCGGCUGGUCACACAAAGCAGCAACUAAGUGAGUGGAAAAUAUCUUGCCCUCCAACUGGGCAAAAUACAGAGUAUGCAGGUGACAGGAAUAUUGAAUAGGCAAUUGUGUUGUCAUUUAACUGUAUUGGGGCAAGGGUGAAUCCCAAGACAGAAGAACCAUUUGGCAGGAAAAAAAUACCAUAUGUGUAUUUCAUCUGUGUAUUUCGUGAUUGCCUGCAGUUCCACUUUUUUUUUAAUCAAUUUAUAAUUUAAUUUGGAAUUUCAUGGAAUUCAAGCCUUUGAUCAUAAUAAUCAAAUGUAUGUUUACAUGGCCUUGUAUUAUACAUUUUUAAAAACCAAAUGGAAACUAAAACCUUCAUUUUAAUUUCAUGCACAAUGAUUUCAUUGUUGGCCAGGUAUACUAAUAGAAGACACCUUGCUGAUUUACUAAAAGAGUAGAGCGUGUUCUGACUGUGGCGAAAGUUCGCAAAGAAUAUUUAGUAACGUGCAAGGAAAAUAGAAAAAAAUGUACUUUUGCUUGCAUAUAAUUGAUUGGAUGAUUGAGCUUUACCUCAUUCACUUAGCUAAAGUAAAAUUCUCAUGCAAAUUGAAAAUUCACUUUUUUAUGUGAACAACCUAUUUGCAGGAUAUUGAAUUUUUACAGAUUUUCUCAGGGUAAUUUCUACUCUUACCAGCCUUUCCUUGCAGCUGCAGAAGAAACAUUUCUGUUGCCUACCAAACCGAAAUGUGCCUUAAGCUUUCCUGAAACUGUGUUAAUGUUUACACCAAGGUUUUUUUGUUCUGAUUUGAACUGGUUUCAUGUUGUCGAUACCUUAAUAGUGACCUACAUAUGCACACAUUACUACAGAUUAUCCCAAUUGCUUUGUGAAAGGGAUCUGGAUUUUCAGCUAGCAAAUGUUUCCAUCUCAGUCUUUUUGACUUUCACGCUGUAUUUCAAGAAACAAUCAGUUAAAUGCUAUUAAUGCAAUUAGUAUUCAUGGUCUGUGAUUAAUGCUAACAUAUCAGUUGAACUUAAUUCAUAAAUGCUUGUAAUUAUGAUCUGUACCCCAAAGACACACAGAAAGUAUAUGCAUUCAGUCUGUUCAGAUCAUCAAGGCCUUCUAAUGCACUUAUGUCAGUUGUGUUUGUUUUGUUGUUCUUGAUUGCUGUACACUACAAUGACUUAUUCUUGUCUCUUUUGUAAGUUUGUGUUAAAAAAAAAUGCUGUAUUUAAAAAACAGGUUUAUCAUUUUAACUAAAGGGAAAGCCAUUGUUUUAUCAUUUACUCUAAUUAUUGUAAUUGUGGAAUUAUAUUAUUUGAUAGCUGUGCAUUUUUUUUAUUAGGCAAAGGAAGCUGUAUGUUCUGUUGUCUCUAGUCUUCAAAAGAUAUAAAAAAAAGUUUGACCAAUAUUACCCUGCAACGUGGCUCUCAACUCCCUUUGAUCCUCACAAGGAGACACACAUUAUCUUGAAUUUGCAUAGAGUUUAUUAAAUGUGUAAUGUUUCGUAAAAGCGUUUAACGCUGUUAUCAAAAUAUAAUUUUUUAUAAUUAAUUUGGAACAUCAACAGUUGCUUACCCUUGUUCUUUAUGUUACCCUCUAGUUUACUUGAUAGUAGUUAUGGUUUCAACUCUCAUAUAUUGGUAACUGUCUAAGUUUAGCACAGCAUUACAGCAAAUAUGUCAUUCAAUUUUUAAUUUAUUCUUUUUUUCCUUUUGGCGUUCAUUGCCUAGUGGGAUACUACUAAGUACAAAUGGUAACACUGAACUGUCAGAAAACUAGGAUGUUGUAAUAGGUUUAUUCACUCAUAGUUUGAUUAAAGUAGGAUGAAAUGUAAAAGAUGUCUACAACCUGAUUCUUGAAAAAUGGAUCUGAACCCAUGGCUACUAGUAUGUAUGGUGGCUCUGCUGUUAUUUAAAAAAAUUAUGAAUGCUACAUUAACUUUUUAAUGUAGUAUUGUCAGUUGAGUCUACCAUACACAGUAGCUGUGUAAAUAGUGUAUUCUUUUACAUACGGUGCUAAGUGGAGGCCUAAUGUAGACAAAGAAAUGCUGUGCCAGAUGCAACAGCUAGAGGAAACCCUAAUAGGUAGGACUUUUAUCACACCAGAUGCGGUGUUGUGCAGCCCGAUGCAUACACAAAUAGACAAGACAAAAUGCCUGGUUUCAUAUGCUGUCAGUUCACACCAGAAAAAAAAGUACAGCAUGCAGAUUUUUUUACAGCUCAGCAUGUUGUGCCAUAAACCAAGACAAGUGCCACUGCAUUAAAUACAUCUGUUAAAUCUGUAUUUAUGACAAUAAAAAUGCUGUAAAAAAA